Molecule: messenger RNA, 939 nt
Organism: Anastrepha obliqua
Lineage: Eukaryota; Metazoa; Arthropoda; Insecta; Diptera; Tephritidae
Exons: 2
Coding region: 134-769 (211 amino acids)
Source: RefSeq, a predicted model, not a curated record
CAAGUGUGGCAGCACUCAUAACCUUAAAACCUCUUAAAAAAUCAACAAAUAAUUUUUUGGGCAUAUAUUUGAAUGUAAAAUAUAUUGUAAUAAUUUUUUAUCGAACUCCUAUCAGUUACAUAUACAUCUUAAGAUGAGUGCAACGAGUGAAGAUCUUGACGUUCGUGUACGUGCACACUAUCAGAAGGAAGAGGAAACUUUGCAACAACUUCUAAAGUUGGAAGAAAUGUUCCGUGAAACCUUCUCGCUCACAAAGCGUGAAAUGGUAUUCCAGAAAGACCUCGUAAAUCGCCUGUGGGUUCUAUCUCAACGUUACAUUAUAUUAAUUAGCUCCAAUGGCUGUUGUAAACACCCGGAAGUGUAUUCUGGACCAACUGAGAAUAUAUUACUAAGAGAAUACGCCGACAAGCUUCGUAAUUUGCGCUCUUCCAAUUGUCGCAUUUCAGAUUCUCUAAGAAAACUGCGGCAGAAGUGCCUUGUAUUCAAUUCACUACACAAAUGUUUAGACAUGACAAUGGAAACACCAUUUAUAUUGGGUGACACAUUUCACAAACCCAUAGCAUUUUUCAUUGAGCUGGUCGACGAUUUGUUUAAAUACUUACAUGCGCUGAGUGUAAAAUUUAAAUAUUUGAGCCAUCAAUUAGACCCGGUCGAUUUACUGGCUCUAGAGGAAUAUAAAGUAGCUUUAGAGCCAUCCGAAGACUUCGAAGAUUACUUACUUACAGGCCUAAGCUAUUGCAAAUGUUUGCGUCCAAAGAGACCAUGCUAAAAGCGUAGUCCAGCUUAAGCAUGCACCACCGUUAAAUCCUGAAAACACAUGCGUUAAAUUGAUUUGUUUUUAUUUUUAUACGAAAAUACUUGUAUAUGUAUGUAUUUGGCUGGUCCAAACCAUGUAAACAGAACGAAAUUUAAAAUAUAUUGUUCCAAUAUUCUAAACUA